Molecule: messenger RNA, 1308 nt
Organism: Cladocopium goreaui
Lineage: Eukaryota; Dinophyceae; Suessiales; Symbiodiniaceae
Source: the annotation of a GenBank genome assembly
AUGGCCUGGGUACUGCUUGGUUCCCUGGGUGUCACGGCGUCAGCGCAGUUUAACCUCCACAACUAUGGGGUGGAGCUGAGCCACCCGCCCGCCUGUGCUCCGUUGCGGGAUGCUGAGGUUCCAAAAGCGGCCACAGUGGGCUUUGUUUUUGGGGCCUUGGCAGCUUCGGCCAGCUACUGGAUCAAGAAGCGCCAAGAGGAACGGAUGCAGCCCAAUAAGGUUUCCCAUCCGCGCGAGUGGGCCAUCUGGACCAGACUGGACAGGAAGCGGAGAGGCUUUGUGACCCGCAAAGACAUCAGGUCCUUGUGCUAUCGCUUCGAGUCGGACGAACACGCGGAUCACUUGUCCAAGUUGCUGGAUCCUUAUGGAAUGGACUACAUUACUUUUCGAACCUUCAUCAAACACUUCAAGGCGGUACAGAUGAUGCGGCAAGCCGCGCGGUUGAAGCUUUGGCAUCGCUGCUGCGGCAUUGGAGUAGCUGGCAAUGUGGCAGGCCACAUGGCCCAAGCGGGCGAAGCUGGUCAGGAGAGCCAUUCAGCUCAGAAACCGGCGGCUCUGUUUGUGUACUAUGUGCCUCCGCAUCCAUACACGGUGAGCGACUUCCAGGCCGACAAACGUCGAUUGGAGGAGUUCCCUGUGACCUAUGCCGUGAUCGAAUAUCCCAAGCUUCCGGGAGCCUGCAAGGUUCAAGUCGAACCUGAGCUGGGCCUGCUGGUGGACAUUGUGUACUCCAAGGACAGGAAGAAGGUGGAUCACUUGGUGCCCAGGCGAGUUGCCGCUUUCAACGAUUGCUCCAUCAGAAGUUUGGAGGGAGCGAACAAGCUGAGCAUGAAGAAGAAUUGGGGCCACGCGAGCAAAGGAAUCAGCUUAAGAAGUUUUCCCAUCGAUAGCUUCGCACCGGGCACUUUCGUGGACCAUUUGGCGCUGGUGUCCUACAUGAAGAGAGAUGGGGAGGUCUACCAAUACUCUGUGAAAGCACCUGCAAGGAACUACCUGCUGUUCCACCAGCCACUCCUCGACUGGAUUGUGGAACAGAUGAAUGAGCAGAAAGACACCGACAAAUGGGAGGAGAUUUGGCCCCAGCUGCAGCAGGGAGACUAUCCCACCUCCUCCUGGAUAGCUUUGGGUGCAGGGGAGUACACCGACUAUGGAUCCACUCACUUCUUGAAGCCCUUAGAUGAGAUUGUUGUGGUGGUCUAUGACGAGCGACAAAUGCCUGAUGGCCCCGACAUGACGUCGGUGCUGGGGAUGUUCGAGGACAAUCCACCGCCAGAUGGUGCCGUGAUGUUGCACCAGACCUUUGUAUGA